AUGUCUCUACGAACAAGGCCGUCAAACUAUGAGAAUUUUGAUGUGUCUUUCCCGCAUGAGCGGGUUGUCCAGGUCACAAUCAACCGACCAGAUAAGUUAAAUUGCAUCGACAAAGCUACAAGUCGGGCGAUCGCAGAUAUCUGGGAUCAAUUCGACCAAGAUGAAAGUUUAUGGGUGGCUAUCAUCACAGGCAAGGGCAGGGCAUUCUGCACCGGAGCCGAUCUAGGAGAAUGGAACGCGAUGAACAAGGCCGGAGUGGUAAAUGACAUGUCCGCACCCGGUCUCGCAGGGCUACCUCGCAGGGGUGGCAAGAAGCCGAUCAUCGCUGCAGUGAAUGGCAUCUGUAUGGGUGGAGGCUUCGAGAUGAUAGCCAAUUGCGACCUCAUCGUGGCUGCAUCCUCCGCUAUCUUCUCUCUUCCGGAGGUCAAGCGAGGUAUUGUGCCUGUGGCCGGUUGCUUGCCGCGACUGACCCGCACCAUCGGCCUUCAACGCACGAUGGACCUCGUGCUUACCGGCAGGAACGUGGACGCCACCACUCUCCACGAAUGGGGCCUUGUGAGUCGAGUGGUGGACUCGCCUGCGGAUGUUGUCCGUGCGGCCCUGGAUAUUGCAGAAGUCAUGUGUAAAAACAGCCCGGAUGCGCUAAUUGUUGGUCGCAUGGGAGUUCGCAUGAGCUGGGAAGCUGGCAGCGUGGAGGAUACUGUCUCAAGUCUGGCGGAUGAGUGGUAUCCUCGGCUAGUAGGUGGUCCUAACUUCGCCGAAGGGAUCCAGGCAUUUGUGGAGAAACGGUCUCCAAGCUGGCGGAACUCGAAGCUAUGA
Penicillium antarcticum is the source of this 819-nucleotide messenger RNA. RefSeq names its product enoyl-CoA hydratase/isomerase family protein (gene sidH). The record is from RefSeq and is a predicted model, not a curated record. Gene Ontology annotation, biological process: fatty acid beta-oxidation. The coding region runs from base 1 to 819 and encodes 272 amino acids. Gene Ontology annotation, cellular component: mitochondrion. The transcript has 2 exons. NCBI's taxonomy places the organism in Eukaryota, Fungi, Ascomycota, Eurotiomycetes, Eurotiales, Aspergillaceae. Gene Ontology annotation, molecular function: enoyl-CoA hydratase activity.